Molecule: messenger RNA, 2427 nt
Organism: Xiphias gladius (swordfish)
Lineage: Eukaryota; Metazoa; Chordata; Actinopteri; Istiophoriformes; Xiphiidae
Product: solute carrier organic anion transporter family member 1C1-like
Exons: 14
Coding region: 1-2427 (808 amino acids)
Biological process (GO): sodium-independent organic anion transport; transmembrane transport
Cellular component (GO): membrane
Molecular function (GO): protein binding
Source: RefSeq, a predicted model, not a curated record
AUGGAAGAAGCAGCAGAAGACAGAGACAAGAUGGCCAGCCAGCAGGCUUUGUGUGUCCCUGACCAGAAGAUGAGUAAACGCCCUGGCAUCUCCACUCUCAAAUUGUUUAUUGUAGCAUUGUCCUUCGCCUAUUUCUCCAAGGCCUUGACAGGGACCUACAUGAAGAGCUCCAUCACUCAGAUUGAGAGACGUUUUGACCUCUCCAGCACCCACAUUGGACUCAUAGAUGGCAGUUUUGAGAUGGGCAACUUGUUGUUCCUAGCUGUGGUCAGCCAUUUUGGCGCCAAGCUGCAUCGGCCCAGACUCAUCGCUGUGGGCUGUUUUCUCAUGGCGGUGGGGACCUUUCUUACUGGCCUGACACAUUUCUUCAUGGGGCGCUAUCAGUAUGACACAGUCAUACAGGUUUUUCAGAAUGACAGCGUGAACAUUGCUUCCUGUGUGGAUCCUCUGAAAACACUAGAAGUACCUGAAAUUCAGAUAGAGCCUUCUUUAAAAGACAACAAAGCCUGUUUGAAAGAGUCUGGUUCCAACAUGUGGAUCUAUGUGUUCCUGGGGAACGCUCUGCGGGGGAUUGGAGAAACCCCAGUCACACCUCUAGGCAUCUCCUACAUUGAUGACUUUGCUAAGGCUGAAAAUUCCGCGUUCUAUAUAGCAUGUCUCCAGACCAUCACUCUCCUGGGCCCGAUGUUUGGUUUCCUCCUGGGCUCCUAUUGUGCCAAACUAUAUGUAGACAUUGGAUAUGUUGAUAUGGAAAGUGUGACCAUCACUCCAAAAGAUGCCCGCUGGGUGGGUGCCUGGUGGAUGGGCUUCCUGGUUUCCUCUGCUCUCCUGCUCAUCUCAAGCAUUCCGUUCUGGUUCCUGCCCAGCUCACUGCCCAAGCAGGAGGCAGACGAGGCCAAGCCAACUCCACGUGAGACCCUGGAUGGGACAGCUGAUGCCCUCAACAACAACCACAACCUCAAGCUUACCGAAAUCGCAAAAGGGUUUCUUCCAUCGCUGAAGCGCCUGUUGGGAACUCCUGCCUACUUUUUGCUCCUUUGUGGCAGCAUCCUGAAGUUCAACUCCUUCAUUGGCCUGUUCACCUUUAAGUCCAAAUACAUGGAACAACAGUUUGGACAGUCUGCAUCCAGAGCUAACUUCCUUAUAGGUAUGUUGAACCUUCCAGCGGUGGCAGUUGGGAUCUUCCUGGGAGGGCUGCUGAUGAAGAGGUAUAAACUGAGUGUGGUGUCUGGAGCUCAGCUCUCCUUUGCCACAUCCUUCACGGCAUACCUCCUCCUCCUGCUACAGUUUGGCACCAAGUGCGACAACAUUCCUGUGGCUGGGCUAACCAUUUCAUAUAAUGGGACACAGGGUAUAUUAUACAACAGAGAAAUGCUCUUCUCAGAGUGCAACAUAGACUGCUCAUGUUCAGCAGAGGAGUGGGACCCUGUGUGCUCAGACAGCGGCAUCACCUACAUCUCUCCAUGUAUGGCUGGCUGCCUCAGCUCCAGUGGAUACGGCAAGAACACAGUCUUUCACAACUGCAGCUGCGUGUCUGCCUCCUUCCCAGCAGGCAGCAGUACAUCAGUGAAGCUGGGCCAGUGUCCACAUGCCAAGGACUGCAGCCGCAGUUUCACCUCCUACAUGGCUGUAUCUGUUCUCAGCUCCUUCAUCAACUCUCUUGGAGCCACACCUGGCUACAUGGUCAUCAUACGAUGCAUCCCUCCAGAGCUCAAAUCACUUGCGCUGGGUAUCCAGGCCUUGGUUACCAGGACUCUUGGUGGAAUUCCUGCACCUGUUUAUUUUGGGGCCCUGAUUGAUUCAACUUGCCUGAAGUGGUCGAUCAAGAAGUGUGGGGGCAGGGGCGCAUGUCGCAUUUAUGACUCUGACAUGUACAGGAUCAUCUUCCUGGGUCUGAUCACUUGUCUCAGUGGUUCCUCCUAUUUCUUUAUCAUUGCUGUCAUCCUCCUCCUCAGAAGACAGUUUAAAAAGCCAGAACUGGAAAUAGAGACACAGCAACCAAAAGCCUCAAAGGAAAUUGAACUUGAGACCCCACCAAACUCCACUGAGGACCAGCCUAGCGCUCCUAAAGCUCCCAAACUCCCUCACGCCACUAAGGUGUGGGUAAGGGUUGCGACAGAACUGGAUCAGGGAGGGGGGCUUCAUAAAAUGCAGCAGCUCACCGAAGAUGACAGACUCAUCUCCUCAAAUAACACAGAGAAGAGGCAACAGUCUGAACCCUUGACAAAGACAACUGUUGAGUUAUGUCCUCCUUCUACUGAUGGAGCAAAGUUAGAGCUGCACAGGCUGAAGCCAGAGGAGGGGGAGAAAGCUUGGAAAGUCGAGGUCUGUAUGGAGACGAAUGGACCGGUGGAUAAAGAAAAGCUGGACCAUCACACAGAAGACAAGAACGAGUUAGAGAAAGAAACCAACGGCCCGAAAAACUAA